Messenger RNA from Adineta ricciae, 267 nucleotides. NCBI's taxonomy places the organism in Eukaryota, Metazoa, Rotifera, Eurotatoria, Adinetida, Adinetidae. The record is from the annotation of a GenBank genome assembly.
AUGAUGGAAGCUCCUACUGUGGAGAUACUUACGUAUUUCUUGAAAAUCAAUUACAACGAGAUGUUCAUCAUUAUAAGCACGAUUGUCACACAAAGACCAACGAUGACUAUCAACAAGAUUAUUCGUUCUUCUCUUCAUCCUGUCUCUCACAAUCUUCACCUCAUAUACUUCACUCGUCCACAUCUGCCAACUAUGAAAAGUCUUUUGAAAUUCGAUACACAUUUCAUCGAGUGUUCGCCAAUGCUUUCAUCACUCACCGAUGAAUAA